AUGGGUCACACAUUACAAAGAUCUUCGUCUAUUGCUGACGGAAGUGUGAGGCUUGCUGAUGGGGACACUCCAAAUGAAGGUCGAGUGGAAAUAUAUCACAAUGGGCGAUGGGGAACAGUAUGCGAUGACGUCUGGACUUCAACUAACGGAGGAGUGGUUUGUAAGCAACUAGGAUACCGAUACUACCACAGUAGACUAUCUAAUAGGCCAGGUAAUGGGAGUAUAUGGAUGGACAAUGUCAGAUGCAGUGCAAGUGACUUAAGAUUACAGCAUUGCUCAUUUCGUGGUUGGGGAAGUCACAAUUGUGUUCAUAGAGAGGAUGUAGGCGUAAUAUGUGGUGAGUGUAAAAUUACAAAAUGUCCAAUUUGGUUUUUAUUUUGUUACAUAAUAAGAUUAUUUGCUUAUGAGUGUAAAAUUGCGUUAGAUAAAAUAACCAAGGAACUUACAAAAAUUUGUGCAGGAAAUGCACUCGAAGGUGACGUUCGACUUGUUAAUGGAUAUACUGCAAAUGCAGGAAGGGUUGAAAUUUAUCACAAUGGGGAGUGGGGUGGCGUGUGCGCUGACGGUUGGGAUUUGAAUGAUGCGAAUGUGGUGUGUAAACAACUCGGUUACUCACACGCUCAUAGUGCCACUACUGGCUCAAAUUUUGGGCAAGGCUGCGGAAGAAUAUGGAUGAGCAAUAUCAAUUGCCAUUCUUGGUUGUAUUCACGACUAGUCGACUGCCCUUUCUCAGGCUGGGGCGAACGCAGCUGUGAUCAUUCUGGAUAUGCGGGUGUGAUCUGCGAACAUCCAACUGAGUAUCCAACUACUGACGCAAUGACAACAUCUACUCCAACCGCAGCCAAGAGAUUUGCUGACCCCUGUUUUCUACCAGCUUCGUUCAUUGCUGACGGAAGUGUGAGGCUUGUUGAUGGGAACACUCCAAAUGAAGGUCGAGUGGAAAUAUAUCACAAUGGGCGAUGGGGAACAGUAUGCGAUGACGUCUGGACUUCAACUAACGGAGGAGUGGUUUGUAAGCAGCUAGGAUACCCAUACUACCACAGUAGACUAUAUAAUAGGCCAGGUAGUGGGAUCAUAUGGAUGGACGAUGUCAGAUGCAGUGCAAGCGACUUAAGAUUACAGCAUUGCUCAUCUCGUGGUUGGGGAAGUCACAAUUGCGGUCAUAGAGAGGAUGUAGGCGUAAUCUGUGGAACUGUAAACGACGGUGACGUUCGACUUGUUAAUGGAUAUAGUGCGAAUGCAGGAAGGGUUGAAAUUUAUCACAAUGGGGAGUGGGGAGGCCUGUGCGCUGACGGUUGGGAUUUGAAUGAGGCGAAUGUGGUGUGUAAACAACUCGGUUACUCACACGCUCGUAGUGCCACUACUGGCUCAUAUUUCGGGCAAGGCUGCGGAAGAAUAUGGAUGAGCAAUAUUAAUUGCCAUUUUUGGUUGUAUUCACGACUAGUCGACUGCCCUUUCUCAGGCUGGGGCGUACGCAGCUGUAAUCAUUCUGGAUAUGCGGGUGUGAUCUGCGAACAUCCAACUGAGUAUCCAACUACUGACACAAUGACAACAUCUACUCCAACCGCAGCCAAGAGAUUCGCUGACCCCUGUUUUCUACCAGCUUCGUUCAUUGCAGACGGAAGUGUGAGGCUUGUUGAUGGGAACACUCCAAAUGAAGGUCGAGUGGAAAUAUAUCACAAUGGGCGAUGGGGAACAGUAUGCGAUGACGUCUGGACUUCAACUAACGGACGAGUGGUUUGUAAGCAGCUAGGAUACCCAUACUACCGCAGUAGACUAUAUAAUAGGCCAGGUAGUGGGAUCAUAUGGAUGGACGAUGUCAGAUGCAGUGCAAGCGACUUAAGAUUACAGCAUUGCUCAUUUCGUGGUUGGGGAAGACACAAUUGCGGUCAUAGAGAGGAUGUAGGCGUAAUCUGUGCAACUGCAAGCGACGGUGACGUUCGACUUGUUAAUGGAUAUACUACAAAUGCAGGAAGGAUUGAAAUUUACCACAAUGGGGAGUGGGGAGGCGUGUGCGCUGACGGUUGGGAUUUGAUUGAUGCGAAUGUGGUUUGUAGACAACUCGGUUACUCACACGCUCGUAGUGCCACUACUGGCUCAUAUUUCGGGCAAGGCUGCGGAAGAAUAUGGAUAAGCGAUAUUAAUUGCAAUGUUUGGGGGUAUUCACGAUUAGCUGACUGCUAUUUCUCAGGCUGGGGCGUACGCAGCUGUGAUCAUUCUGGCUAUGCAGGUGUGAUCUGCGAAUCACCUGUACCAACCACUGACUUGUUAUUGUGGAAUGCAACAACUUCUCCAUCCACACAUAACUUGUGGGUGCGGCAUACAACAACGGCUUAUCCACAUGACUUGCGGUGGUGGUAUACAACUUCACCGCCUGGAAAACAUGAUAAAUCAGCGACUCCAAUAAUUGUUGGAAUUACAGUUUCUGUAACAUCGGCUGUAUUGGUAUUUGUUAUCGUUUUAAUCGUCAUAAUCCGGGUAAGGCGCAAACAGGAGAUCACUACAACAACGACGACAACAAGUACUCAAGUAUCGGCUGGACAACCGGCGCAGGCACAGUCGGUACUUUUUGUACCAUCUGCAUAUCUGAAUGUGACAUAUCCCAGUCUUCACUUCCAUUCUAAUGAAUUGGGAGCUCCGCCUUCUUACGAGGCGGUGAUUGGCUAUCGAGGCGAUAGUCAAACAGUGAACUUUGGUGGGAUGAAUCAGCAAUACGUCGCCUGACCUCUUCUGCAUUGAUUGGCAAUGUAUCUUAAAUGUGACAAAGCUGCCGUUUAUAUAUCUCGUCUCGUAGCGUAACGGUGUAAUGUGUGCAUUUGAAUUUUAUCAAAAAUAGUAGUGAAUGGUUGAUUUUACUGAUUAGAAUAUUUAAAAUUACAUGUUUUAGAAUUUUUAGAUGAGAUUGGAUUAUUGCUGGUAAAUUAAUGAAUGUUUUGUCUAGCUUGUAUUGCUAUAAUGUGAAAGUACUUUAGGACUGCACAUCUUA
Molecule: messenger RNA, 2986 nt
Organism: Corticium candelabrum
Lineage: Eukaryota; Metazoa; Porifera; Homoscleromorpha; Homosclerophorida; Plakinidae
Product: scavenger receptor cysteine-rich domain-containing group B protein-like
Exons: 17
Coding region: 1-2724 (907 amino acids)
Cellular component (GO): membrane
Source: RefSeq, a predicted model, not a curated record